Messenger RNA from Dendronephthya gigantea, 4941 nucleotides. RefSeq names its product nuclear pore complex protein Nup160-like. The record is from RefSeq and is a predicted model, not a curated record. Bases 11 to 4324 code for a protein of 1437 amino acids. NCBI's taxonomy places the organism in Eukaryota, Metazoa, Cnidaria, Anthozoa, Malacalcyonacea, Nephtheidae. The transcript has 39 exons. Gene Ontology annotation, cellular component: nuclear pore. Gene Ontology annotation, molecular function: structural constituent of nuclear pore.
AGCAUGCAAGAUGGCGGGCGAAAUGCGUGGAGAAAACUUGUAUCGUGAAGUUUUACUGCAAAUUGAGCGAAACUCUUGCCAAGAAGUCGAAAUAGACACAGGGUCUUUACCUAAUGUCACUAUAAAGACAGAUGGACAUAUUAAAUCCGGUGCAGGAGGAGGCUUUUCUUACAAAGAUACAGCAAGAGUCGAGUCUUUUGGAAAGAAUCGUUUUAUACAUUGGAAAACUUCAAAGAAUGUAUUGGAGUUAUCAGAGGAGUCUCUUGAUGUUAACCUGUUGGGAAAUUUUUUGAAAAUCCAUUUUCAAAAUGCAUCUCUGCUACCACAUGCAGAAAUAUUUGAGACAUCUUCAUCUGUUGUUGUGUUGGCAGCUACAACAAAUUCAGUUCAUCGGUUCAUAUUCCCUCAUCCAAGCAGACUUCAGAGACAUGACUUCUCAUUGUCUCCACGGGUGACAAUCAGCAUUCAAUCCAUCUUCAGCGACUGCAACAUACCUGAUGUUUAUUCUCCCUGGAACUUUGCGAUGUUCCCACACAGCUGUAGUUCAUUCAGUGCCUGGCUCUGUCAUGAUGGACAUUGUCUCUUCAACCUGAUAACAAAUGAGGGGACAACAUUAUUGGUCAAACUUCCUCCAGUGAAUGGUGAAGAAACUGUUGAACAUUAUGAGUUAAAAAAUGCUGGUGUUAUGCAAAGACUGUGGAGUGGUCUAGUGCCUUCGAGAAUACGCGGUGAUGGUGUAGCUAGUGAUGGUGUUAUCAGCGCUCAGAUUAAUCCCAUCUCAAAAGAGACUUACAUAUUCACACUUUGCCAAGACUAUAAAAUUCGUGUUUGGAGCUGUCAGACUCAGGAAUGUGUUUCUGUCAAGAAUCUUUUGGAUGACAUUCCUGAUGAUGUUGACCUACAGAAUGUUACAGGCCAAAGCCACAUGUUACGUAAGGCUAUCAAUUCGACGGCACAGCGCAUAUACCUUGGUGUGUUUCUGUCUCUUUCACAGAAUGUUCAGUUUGCAAUUUAUGAAGUGGUGUAUCUGGAUGGGAAAAUUACUCUGAUUCUCGUUACAAAUUUCUUCUCACCCAAGGGUAACCUUAUUGAUUUUGUUGUGUCAACGAAACAAAUUUGGACAUUAUGGAUGUCUGAUGAUGGCGUACCUUUUGUACAGUACACAUUGAUUGAAAGUUCCCAACUGUCUCCGACUGGUUGGCAAAAUGUGUUCCUUGAUAAUACUCUUCCCAAUGAAAUAUUUAUCUUAGAAAAUCAAGAACCAAGAGAGGCGUAUUUGGACUACAUAUUUCAUCCUGGAAGAUUCUCAAAGUGUACGAUUGAUAAAGCUAUCAAGAUAUUUGAUACUUCACCGCGAAGACCUUUAACAACUGUGAGAAAGACGCAUUUGAAGGAACAAGUCACGGCUCUCGUCGAUGCUCAGGUCCAAAACUCUGCGAACACAAAUGAGUUAGGAUUUCAGGAGUUCUCAGAUCUGCAACUUCAAAUGUGGUCGAGAUUUUAUGCCUGCGUCGUUCAGUAUCACGAGGCUGCAAAUAAGCCGCUUGGAUUGUUUGUCAAUAUGGUCGGCGAUCUAGUCGCUGUUAUUCGCAAGGAAGCGAUAUCAAUUUUACGGCCUUGUGAUGACGUCACCACGCUGUAUUGGAACCCAGUUUCCGAAGAAGCGCUGACCUCACUUGCAGAUUCCCUCUCAGUUGAAGACCAUGCCGACAGAAACGACGUGCAGUACUUAUUGAAAUGCGUGAAUCUCGUAAACCAACGGCUCUCGCAAGACCACGUGACGCUCGUGGACGGCGAACUAAAGUGUGGUCAUGACGCCAUCUCCAUCACGCAAGAUAUCGCCGGAGUGCUUGUCAUCGAACAAGAUCAAAGAUCUGAUGGCAAAGACAGACAGUUCUUGAUGGAUGUUGAAAUGAACUUGCAAAAGGUUCAGAGUCUUGUGAAAACAGUUGAGAAUGUUUUGAAUAUGCUGGAUAUUUCACAGGAUCUUGAAGAUGAUGACAUAGAGGAACUAGGUGGGGAUAUUCGAACACAACAUCUCAAUUUAAGACGCUUGUUCGCCAGUGAUCUGUCGGUCCGGAUCCUAGCGAGUGCUUUGGGACAGCAAUGUCAAACCAGAAUGUCCUUGUGCAGAGAUCUGCUCAUAUUGAUGCAAAUCAUCGCCAGAAUUAGUGCUAGAGCAGGUCUUGUUUCCCUGGGGAGUUACACGAUAUCCUCGGAGCAUGUUCCUCGAGCAUCCUAUCUCUUGCGUAUAUACUACAGUCUACAUUGGCUCUCAACACAGUCAGUUCUACCGACGCCGCCUAAUGCAUUAGACAGCAAUCUAAAGCAGUUGGCUGCGCUGGAAAUCACCGAUACAUCCAACGUUGAAACACUGGUCGUUCCAGAAAGCACAAGUUGCACGGUGCUGGAGCUAUUCCUGUCAGGCAAGGGAGGACAUCAAAUGAGGCUGUUACUACCAAAAAAUAUGAAAGAUACGGAAGGAAUGAACAGGGGAUCGUUUAAAACAGCCAUGGUUAAUGCUCUUGAUGCACUGAGACUUCUCUUGUGGCCAAACAGGACGAGUGUAUUCGUUUCAGAAUACUUGGUGACAAAAGGUCAAUUUCAGACAUUGCUGGAGUAUUGUUUUGUCCUUGGAGCAUGGUGUAUUGGUGGCCAGGCCAGCCGAGCAUUCCUUCAAGGACAGGCUCAUUUAGUGUUUGGAGAUUACUCUAAGGCGUUGGAUUGCUUUGUUUACGCCGUUCAAAAUCUAGAUGAGAAAGAGCCGCUGUUCAAUAAAUUACUAUUUUAUGAAUGCGAAGAUGAGAGACAAAGUGUACAGUGCUACGUCAAGGUAAUGCGAUUGUUUGAGCAGUUUGGUGCGUCUGAAUUUGUUUUGAAAGCAGCUGAUGCCGCUCUGAGCGUGGCUGAGGAACAUGAUGAAAGUUUGCCUAUUAUUUGGUCGAAUAUAUUUAAACAUCACUUGGAGCUGGGGCACAACGAUGAAGCAUACGCUGCGAUUACAUCCAACCCUGAUAUUGAAAGAAAACGCGACUGCCUUCAUCGUUUCGUGGUCGUGUUGUGUGAACGCGGUGAGCGCCUGGAAUUAGUGGAGUACCCUUAUGUUAACUUACUUGAAGAGGUGGUUAGUAUCAUUGAAUACCAUGCUAGAACUGUAGACAUCUCCACCCACAGCUACUACCAGCUGUUAUACGCCUUCCACACAUACAGAGGAAAUCACAGGAAAGCCGCCAGUGCAAUGUACGAAUAUGGAAUUAGACUUUCGCAAGAGCUGCCGGGGUUACAAAGUUUACAAAAACAAGCAAAAUGUUAUUUGACAACUAUGAACUCUUUGCGGCUCUUGGAACCUAAGAAUUCUUGGAUCGUGAAGCCUUUAGAUCGCAAGGAACAAAAGGAAAUAGAAGCGCCAAACAUGUCUCCCAAACGGAAACAAGGUGAUGAAGAUGGCGAGGAAGCUUACACCACAAUGAUUCCCAGACGAAGACGUCGUGUGACAGUGCUAGAGAUUAAGGAUCUUGAAAAAGAAUAUAUGUUGGUGUUGGCGAGAUUGCAGUUAUUACAGCAAGAUACUGAUCCAGCCCAUGUCACAGGCCCGUCGCUUUCACCAGACGAGACUUUGGUUCUGUUGGUUCAAGCAGGACAGUACGAUACAGCAUUUAGUAUUGCUAAAGCAUUUGAUCUUCCGCUGACCUCCAUAUUCGACGGCUUGGCUGCCAGAUGCGUCAAGUUGUCUUUAUACACAGCUCCCAAUACUGAUUUGGACGAACGCAUGUCUUGGUUGAAAUCAAAUGACACGAACGUCAGUGGCUUAACCAGGGACUCAAGUCCUGCUGAUCAAGCGUGGAAUCUCUUGAAUGUCUACCUGGACAGAUUUGGUUCGAAACAAAACUGUGUUUACUACAAAUGUGUCUGCACCCGGCUGUUGUCCAUGGGAUGCGUCUUACCAACUUGGCUUGUGAAUGCUUAUAAGGUGGCGAAUCCUGCAGAACUGUUACAACUGUUGAUCAAUUUUGACUUGCUUCAAGAGGCCGGUUCACUUGCACUGGAGUAUCUCAAUGCAGUCAUGGGACAUGGCAAGGAAUAUUUUGGAAUUGAGGAGACUCUGGCAGGCUGCAGCUCUCCAGUUUGGUUCCCUUAUGUCGCACUUGACCAACUUUUGGCCGCCUUGGACAAGGUUGAUGGAGAUGAAUCACUGUGCCAGUUAAAAGAUGUUCUUAAAACAAAGUUGGACGACUAUUUGAACACGGUAUCGCACGUCUCACAGGACAUGAUCGAUUUGCGAUGGAGGCAGGACAGGACACGUGUCAUGCAGGGCGUACAUUAAGGAAGGAAUCCUCGCCUGAUCGUAGGCAAACAACCUAAACGAGGAGGACUGACGCGAGUUACGUGAACGAGGCAAGUCAGGGGGGUAAAUCAAGUUAUGUUGGAUAGGGCUCCCUACCUAAUACCAUAACUGAAUUUUACAUAUUUUUUAGGUAUAUAUUUGCAAACGUAUCACAAAAGUGGUCUUUAUUCAAUCCCCAAAAGUCAUUUCAUGCUUCGCUCGAUAUCCGCUUAAUCAUGUCAUUAUCAACAAACUAUGCUUUUCAAUCCCGGGGUUAGGGUAGAAUUAAAUAGUGUUGUUUCGAGCUAAAAGCUCAGUAUUUCGUAAAUUGUGGGAUAAUCGGAAGUACGAAAUAUUGGAUAAAAGCGAAGUUGCCAAAUUUUGUAUACUUUGUAUUUUCAGUAUUGCGUGCGGAAAUGUGUAGCUAAUUUAGUUGCAUAUUUCCGUUCACAAUACAAAAGUAUACAAAAUUCUGGCAAUUUGCAUGGCUAUAUUAUUAUAUUAUCCGUACUUUAUAAAAUUCUGCCAUUAAAUUCGACAGUUUUACUAUAAUCUAAUAUUUAUGUUCUUUCAUGUUAUUCACUUCUUGUCGCUAAAUAAAAAAAUAGGCUGGAUUU